AUGCCCGCCCUGACUGAUGACCCUCCAGCUACAACGGAGAUUGGCUGCCCGCAGAAACAGCAUAAUAACCCCUACACACCCGAAGCCUGCGGCGCCCGCCCCGCCCCACCCCCGGACCCCCCACCCCACCGACCCACCCCAACACCCUCCACCCCCACUCUCCAACCGCUGAGUUAUCCGUCUCGUGAAUCAAAACUGCCCAAUCCGCCCCGCUGUACAUUACCCGGACUAUGGUCCCAAAGUGUUGCAUCCCAGAAAUGGACCAUUGCCCCCCCAGCAUGUCCCCAACCCUACACACUCCCAAAUCCGCAAUCUGCACAUCACCCCGUUUGCCCCCACCACACACACAUGCCCACCCCAUUCCAACAUCCCACACACCCUCAGCCCACACCCCACUCCAACCUCCCAACCCUGCACCUCGAACCACCACCCACUACUCCCCCCACCACCCCGGACUGCAAAACCACCCCACGUAAAGAAACCCCCCAAAAUCAACAAACAGUGUCCACCUCCCCGCCCCUGCCCCACUAA
Messenger RNA from Nezara viridula (southern green stink bug), 531 nucleotides. Lineage: Eukaryota; Metazoa; Arthropoda; Insecta; Hemiptera; Pentatomidae. The record is from the annotation of a GenBank genome assembly.